CGAUACUGCGACAUGUUGGAAAAAUGUCGAGAAACAGUUAAAGCUGCUGAUAAAUAUAUAACUGAUCAACGGGCGCAUAACUUUAUUAGAGAAAACAGAUUGUGCCCACCUCCAAAGGGCCAUUGGACCAUGACCUUUAGCAAAUUAUUCACUACUGAAGAUUUGCCAAAAAGCUUUUUUGGACCACUACAAUCUAACGAGUACUGGUUGACAUUCUCAUUUACCGACGGGAAAGACAAAAAGAUUGCUUGCGCGAGGAUCUGGAUUGAUGUCUGUAAAUACCAUUUACAGGAUAAGCAACAAAAAUGCUUAAGAGAUCCUAAUGCUUUCAAAAAUUUCAUUAAUGAAAUUAGCAGUCAAGCAGAACAAUUAAGAAGUCGUGGUUAA
This is a messenger RNA of Dracunculus medinensis (Guinea worm), 387 nucleotides long. The record is from the annotation of a GenBank genome assembly. Lineage: Eukaryota; Metazoa; Nematoda; Chromadorea; Rhabditida; Dracunculidae.